Homo sapiens (human) is the source of this 1068-nucleotide messenger RNA. RefSeq names its product transcription elongation factor A like 3 (gene TCEAL3). The transcript is spliced from 3 exons. The record is from RefSeq and is marked reviewed. Bases 206 to 808 code for a protein of 200 amino acids. Gene Ontology annotation, cellular component: nucleus. NCBI's taxonomy places the organism in Eukaryota, Metazoa, Chordata, Mammalia, Primates, Hominidae.
GCAGAACCAGCUGUCUGAGCUGCCCGGGCAGCGGGGGAGCAGCGAGCGGGCUUCCGCGAGCCGGAGAAGGCACAGGCCUGUCCCGGGUCCCGGCAGGUCAGUGUGAAGGUCUGCGCGUCUGUUCCCAGCGCUCUGCGAGGCCUAAAAAGGAGGAGCAACCUGUCCAGAAUCCCUGCAGGACAGGAAAAGGAGGGGAAAUCUCGACAUGGAAAAACCCUACAAUAAAAAUGAAGGAAACCUGGAAAACGAGGGAAAGCCAGAAGAUGAAGUAGAGCCUGAUGAUGAAGGAAAGUCAGACGAGGAAGAAAAGCCAGACGUGGAGGGGAAGACAGAAUGCGAGGGAAAGAGAGAGGAUGAGGGAGAGCCAGGUGAUGAGGGACAACUGGAAGAUGAGGGAAGCCAGGAAAAGCAGGGCAGGUCCGAAGGUGAGGGCAAGCCACAAGGCGAGGGCAAGCCAGCCUCCCAGGCAAAGCCAGAGAGCCAGCCGCGGGCCGCCGAAAAGCGCCCGGCUGAAGAUUAUGUGCCCCGGAAAGCAAAAAGAAAAACGGACAGGGGGACGGACGAUUCCCCCAAGGACUCUCAGGAGGACUUACAGGAAAGGCAUCUGAGCAGUGAGGAGAUGAUGAGAGAAUGUGGAGAUGUGUCAAGGGCUCAAGAGGAGCUAAGGAAAAAACAGAAAAUGGGUGGUUUUCAUUGGAUGCAAAGAGAUGUACAGGAUCCAUUCGCCCCAAGGGGACAACGGGGUGUCAGGGGAGUGAGGGGUGGAGGUAGGGGCCAGAGGGGCUUACACGAUAUCCCAUACCUUUAAUGCCUUUGGCCUUCCAUUCUGAUUUCUCUGAUGAGAAUAUUGCUGGCCCUGCUUUCCCUGGUAGGUAUUUGCCAGGCCCAAUGCUUUAACCUUAAGCUGAUACUUUGCUUUAGAUGUCAGUCUCGUUACCAGCAGCCUUUUGACCCAACUACGGCGCUCUAUAUUUUAGUAGAGGAUUUUCACCCAUGUGCAUGGAAAAGAUGUUCAUGGUACAUUGUAAAAAAAUAAAAUUAAAAUUAAAAAAAGUUUGCAGAACCGCA